Messenger RNA from Knipowitschia caucasica, 303 nucleotides. Lineage: Eukaryota; Metazoa; Chordata; Actinopteri; Gobiiformes; Gobiidae. The record is from the annotation of a GenBank genome assembly.
AUGUGCGAAGAGGAAGUGCUGGGUGGGAGGGACCAGAGGGACUUGUGGGGGUUGGACUGGGUUGGACUGGGGCACUGGGAGGGGGCCAGUACAAAGGAAACGCGACCUUCAUUACUCUUGUAUCAGCAGCAGUUCCUCCCAGUCCUGGAGUCACCCACACCUUGUAUGGUUAUAGGUAGUACCGCCCUGACCUGGGUGGGGGCGCUCAUCUCAGCUGUCAGUAUUCAGCUGCACCCAGGCCCAGCUCAUCCAUCCGGCCUGAUACACUGGGAGUGCCGGAAUACACCUUUGGAAAAAUAUUAA